UGCGCUGCACCACAGAAAGAGACCAGCCCAUGCUCCCAUCUCUGAUUCUCCCUCUUUCACUCUCUGUCUGCCUCAUUCUCUCUAACAUACAAACACACACACAUAGACAGACACGUGCUGCAGGGAAGAUCUGAGCGCUGGGUCGCUGAGCAUUCAGAUCCCCCUCCCCUACUUCUUUCAUCUCACUCCCUCUCCCUGUUCACCUUGUCUGUUCUGGCUGUAUGGUUUAUUAUUGCGUCAGAGACAGAGAGAGCCAGCGAGAAGCAUGCCAGGAGAGAGCACCCACAGAUCUGUCCCUUCUGAGAAGCAACCAGAGCGGGGAGCUGAGGAAACAGGGCUCCAAGGACCAGACAUGACCAGACACCCAUCUACUGACUCCACCCCAAGUGACAGUGGUUCCUCCCCCAGUGACAGUGGUUCUAGCCCUUCUCCCACCACUCCACAGAAACUUCUCCCAGCUUGCACUUCUCCAUUUGGGCCACGACUGUUUCAUGUACCACCCAACUCCUCUGGUUCUCCAAGGCCACAGCCUGAAGGCUCUGACCACCGCAACACGCCCAGACUGUCUGGAAAAUUAGGUGGUCAUGGGCCGUGUGGCCGUCAUGUACCUGUAAAGAUGGAGAGAAUAAAGGUCCUGACUGGUUUUGAGGUGGAGAGCGACUAUCAAGAGCCACAGACCAUUGACACAAGGGUGGUAAUGGGUGAAGAGACACUGCUCAAAACAACAGACAACCAGAAAGGGAAUACCCCAGUUAAGCCAAGUGGCCAAGCUAUCCCUUUGCCAGAUAUUCCAAGGCUUUCUCAUCCUCAGGCCCAAAUAAAAGAAAGACACCUCGAAACCAGCAAAGAGGAAAGCCAAUCACAAAUCCCUAAAAAACAGGAAGAUCAGGAAAAAGACCCUGUACAGCCCUCAGUCACCCACCCUUGUCCAUCUUCUCCAGAGCUCAUCACUACAGAUGGUAAUUUAACAGACAACAAGAAAGAAGAUGAGACCCUCUCCCAAGAUGAAGUGCCUUCACUCUCUUUUUCUGAGCUGGCCUGUCCAGUUGCUUUGUCCUUCUCUGAGCCAGCUUAUGCUGUUGACCCCCUACGAGUGGGUGUUCCCUCAUCUCUUGACCCAGAGCUUUACUAUACUGCUCCUUCCACCCCAAUCAAGAUGGCUACCCGCUCUUCGCACUUAAAACAUCACUCAUAUCCUGGGUCCCCAGUCUCCCCUCUCUCCCCUGGUUCUCCCUCAGACAGCGAGGACCUCUGUUCUCCUCUCACCUCUCCUUCUGGCUCUUAUAUCACAGCAGAGGGGGGGAGCUGGACAUCCUCUUAUACAUCCUCCACCUCACCCUCCACUUCUCCCAACCUGCUUCUUGCGGAAGAAACACAAGAGGCCCCAGCUUGCUUUGUGAGCUCCUUAUCAGAGAUUGGAGAUGAAGCUGGGGAAGAAAGGGGACGACUGAGUGCAGAAAGGAAGGAGGAAAGAGCUGGGGACUAUUGUCUGUACCAUCCUGAGGAUUUUGUUAUGAAUUCUCGAAUAGGAAUUACAGACACAAUAAUCCCUGAGGAAGAUGAGGCUCUAAAAGGGGAGGACAUCAAUAUUUCCAGAGAAAGUUGUCGUCCUUGCUGGGUGACUGAUAAUACACCUCCAACAAGGAGCAGUAGCAGCAGUGACUCACAGGAGGAUGGGGGAGAGUCUGAAAGUUCACUUUGCCCGGUGGAAGAGGCCAGUUCAGAGAGAGCAGAGUACUCUAGGCCCAUACAGACAGGUCUGACACUCCAACUGGAAGAAUGUACAUCCCAGGAUCAUUAUGGACCUGUUGAUACCCACCCAGAUCUUUCCUCCACUGCACUGACUCCCGACACAGAGAACAUGACUAUGGCCUCUUCUAGCAUCAGCCCUGACUUACCCAUCCACCCCCUUGAUGCCUUCUGUCCAGGAGCCUUUGAUAGCCUUGGUCCUAGUUCUUUCAUACUCUCCCAGGCAGCAUGUGCUGAUGAUACACUAGAUGACGAAAUGAUGAUCCCUGCCUCACUCAUCUCCUUUCCCAUCCACACCAGCCUGAUCUUUAGGGCUGACUCGAUGGAAAUCACCCUCUUCCCCACAGAGGAAGAAAAUGAAAUUGAAGUCAAUGACAGAAAUGAAAGAAAGGAUGUUGAUGCAUAUGCUGCAGGAGAGGAGGAAGCAGAUGUAGAAGAUGGUGAUGAUGAUGAAGAGGAUGAUGAUGAUGAUGAUGAUGAUGAUGAUGAUGACGAUUAUGAUUAUGAUGAUGAUGGCAAUGCCACAGCCGCUCCUGAUAGUGAUGAAGAUGAGGAGAAUGAUAAAGAUGAUAACAGUAACGGGCUGGAUGGAGAUGGUGAGGAAGCUCAAGUAGAGGUGAAAGUGGUAGAAGACGAAGAGGAGGAAGAAGAGGAGGAAGAAGAUGGCGAUGAUGAUGAGUGUGACAUCAAAGCAGUAGAAGAUCCUACUGAUGAGGACAGCUCAGCAUCUUUCCUUCAUUCACUUUCAGAAACAUCUAUCAAUGAGGGGUUAGAUGAAUCCUUUUGUUUCCAAGAUGAUACAGAUGACUCAUUAGAUUCUGCCUCUUAUAAUGGGGAGGAAGAUGAAAGCCUGUACAGCACUGAGAGACAUGCACAAUCACUUGAACCCAUGCCAGUGGAUGGACUUGAAUUGACUGAAAUCCAAGUAGAACCUGAAGAGGAACUGAGUCAAACUGAACCUUUGCACACACAACUGAGUAUGGAUAAGCUAAUGGAUCACCCCCAAACCACCUGUCCUUCUGAAACCACUGCUUUGCAUCCUGAAGGUGUAGAAACUAAACUUCUAGGUGUAUCUGUAACCCCUGAACUCCAAUCAGACCCUGACUGUGAAUCAACCAGUGCAGCAGGGGAGACAAAAACUUUGCACAUGGAAGUAAGGACAGAUAAAGCUGUGGAUAACCAGAAACUGUUUCUUCCUUCUGAAGCAAAUUCUUGUCAGCUAGAAUCUAACACUAACCAGAAUGAGAACAAAGAAAAGAGGGAGAUGAUGAAUCACAGUCUUUCUUCUAGCCCUCUCAUGGAGCCUAAGGAAAUCUCUCAUUUAAAUGCAUCUACCACUUCUUUUACCCAUGCAUCACUGGACUCUGCUACUGAGUCCCAAACCGUUCCUCCUUCUGUCCAGGAGACAACAAACCUGAACAAUUCCGUCCUUUCGGAUGAACUGCCAACAGAAAAUCCCAAUGUGAAAGCUGACGACACUAAAGAACCUGAGAGUGACUCUUUCAAAUUGCUCAUUAAGCCUCGUCAUAACUACCCAGAAAGCCAAAAGACCAUAGGAGCAAGUAGAGUUGCAUUAUCAAAGUCCUUCUCCAGUAAAUAUGAUGUGCCUGUACAGGUGGAAGAAGGGGUAGGUAUGCACAGCGACUCUGGCAGUGAGCCUCACCAGAAGAAUGGAAAUACAUCAGCUGAGUCUAUAAGUGUGGAGUGUAGAAUCAAUAAUUCUGGCUCCCCAUUGAAGAUGGUGUCUGCUACCAAUGACUUAAAUAAGGGUGUGCUUCUUCUGUCUUGCCCUAAAGACCCAAGUCCCAACCCAAGUAAUAUCCCUGUGUCUGUCUCCCCAGAAGUCAUUUCAGAACUUCCUGAUAACCUGGCUCUGACUCCUGAACACUGUGCUGGUGACUCUGCUCAGGAAAACCUAAGGGAGAAUACUCUGAGUACUGAUGAGGGGGUUCUUGGAGCUGUUGGGUCCUCACACUCCCCACUUGCCAUUUCCCCCAAAAGAGAAAAUUCAGAAACUGACACAAGCAGAGAGCAGGGUCCUGGAGCUGGGGCAUGGUCUGACACCAGAAUGGGGUUGGGUUUUGAACUAGGGUUUGGAUCAGGGGCUGAGUUUGGUAUCUGGGGAGCAGGAGAGUCCCUAUCUUUGUCUCUGGGAAAGAGGUAUGAAUUAGAGUCUGAAAGCCUGCUAAUGUGUGACACAGAAGGCCAAAGCAUGCAGACAGCUAUGGUUUCUAAUAUGAGCAGUGAAGUGUGCAAAAAUUAUGAAAAUGUUCUGGGUUCAAUUCUUGAUGAUGAAGAUAACAACAGUCUUUGUGGAAAGAAGGAGCAAAUGGUGGAUAAAGAUUUGGUUGGAGAGGGAGUUUCUGAUUUCAACUUGGCUCGUUGGAAGUCCAUUGAGGAGAUCUCAGAAGCGGGUGGAGGAGAGGAUGGAAGCUCUAGAUUCCCAGAGGAUGUUAGUAAUUUGAAUCCAGACAAUGAUGACGACUAUGCAGACACACUAAUACAAGACACUUGGAGGAGUUCCAAUGACUCUGCCUUUGAUUCCUUGGAAGUAGGCCUGUUUGGAAGUUUGAAUGCUCUGUCAGAGGAAGUGAGACCCCAGAGUGUGAAUGUCAGUGCUAGAGAGUCUGUAUCUAAUAUUCCACUUGAAGAGAUGCCUCUGCAGGUUUCAGACGAGACUCCUGAUGAAGACCAAGAACUAACAGCAAGACCCAAAAACCAAACAUCAGACACAGUACAGACACCAGUCCCAAAGGAAGCUGUUUGUAGGUUUUCAGCAUCCAUGACUGACACUAACAUAGAUGCAGCUGGAAUAACUAAACACCCUGAUUCACCAGCUAAAGCCAAAUCAAGAUGUGAUGAUACCCCAGAGUGUCAAUCAAUCACUCGAGAAAGUAAUGCAUUUUCCUUGCCACAGGGGACAUUUGGAUACUUUACUCCUAAAUGUAAAUCAGAUAUUUCCAGACCAAGAGGGUCUUAUGAAGACAAGGUGGAAAAUAACAUUUCUCCACUGGUAACAGAGAUGGAGCAGCUUCAGACUGAUAGCCAAAGCAAAUGUGAUGUCAGCCCUGUGAGGAACAGAACUGUUAAUGAACCAAAGACUAAAGAUGCCUUUAGAGGACAGGAUUGUGUUUGUACCUCAGGGGAAGAAGAUGAGGAAAGCAGAGAACAAGAGAGAGAAAGAGUGAAAGAUAAAAACCAAAAGGAAAGAAAAUCAUCUUCUGCACAGAAUGGCUCAGAGCACUUUGCACACACACCUAAGGGUGGGCCUUGCACAGAUACACAAGUUGCUGCUACAAAAGGGAGGAGAAGGAGGCAGAAUAAACGCAGGGCAUCUCUGACAGGAAGCAAUACUGAUUUUAGCCCGGAAUUUAUUGAAGAUACAAAGAACGUUUCUGUUCCAUUAAAUGCUAGAACAGAUGGGUGGUCAAAGGAGACUGCAGGCAGUUCUAAAACUACAACAGCCUGUAAUGAAAACAACAACAUUUCAUCGUCAGACAAUCAACAGAGGACAUCUGUGGAAAGCAAAGCUGAAUCUGGUUCACAGAUACAGGGACGUAACAGUUCCAGCCCUGAUGUCAAAAGUCCAAGACAAGGACACUGCAGUUCUACCACAAAUACACCAGGCAACCUCAAUACUGUGGUGGACCUGAAGCAAAACUUUAAUCAAAAGCAGGAAGUGCUUGAUAACAGACCACUAACUGAUACUCUGAGAGGAAUCACCGUGGACAUAAAUGACAAUAACAUAAAUACUGACUCCAGCGUACAGAAUGAGAGUACCACAUCAAACUCCAUGACUCCACUUUCUUUAUCUUCCAUGUCCUCCUCCUCCCUUCCUUGUGCCUCAGCAGAGCCAGAGAAUGGCCUUUCCACACCUGUCCAAGAAUCCCAACCUGCCCUCUCUGCCCAACAAGAAUCUUCACUAUCUAUAAGUCACACCAACCCUUCCCUUUUCUCUACCUCCCCAACAGCACAGCAACCCCCUGACUCUGGAUUUCCUCCAAACAACAACAUCCAAGAGGUCACUGAAGUAUUUUCUACGCCAACAGCAUCUGCCACAAAUGUCUCUUUGCCCUCACUGCCCACUGCCAUGCCAUUAAACUUGUCACAGGCUACCCAGGAGACAGGGAGUCUAGACUUGGUUUCUGUUCCAGGCUCUUCUUCCCACCCACAAUCUCAGUCUUAUUUACAAGCUCAGACUGCUGUCAACGUCCAGCCUCACAAGCAAAUCAAACAAGGUCAGACAUGGAGCAACCUAGACAGGUGCAGAGGUUCAUCUUUGGCUGAAGAGGAGACAGACAGUGAGGAGGAUGGUGGAUGGUUUCAACAAGGUUGGAGAUCUGAGCCCAGAGGUGUUGCAGGAAACAAAAACGGAUCAUCACAAAAUGAGUCUGGUCUUGUCAGUCAAAAGGAAAUUCAACCGUUCUCUGCUCAUCAAGUGGCUGACAGACAGUCACUCUGUCCAAUCAACCACAACCACAGUAUUUCUGAAGAGAUAGACCUCUCUUUACAAAACAACUGUUCCAUGUUGGCUUCCUGUAAUGAGUCUGAGAGUGAAGGUUCAGUACCUGAGCUUGAAGAGCCAGGGCCACUAAGACCAUCAGAGCCACAGUCUAUUUCUUCUGCAGAUGAAGGGCUGAACAGGCCAAAACAGAGCCGCAGUGAGAAGAAGGCCCGCAAGGCCAUGUCUAAACUGGGUCUGAAGCCAGUCCACGGUGUGACUAGAAUAACUAUUAGGAAGUCGAAGAGUAUCUUGUUCGUCAUCAGCAGACCAGAUGUAUUUAAAAGCCCCGUGUCAGACAUUUAUAUUGUAUUUGGAGAGGCAAAGAUUGAGGACCUAUCUCAGCAGGCUCACAAAGCAGCUGCAGAGAAAUUCAAGGUGCCUGUGACGUCAUCACCUUUAGCCCCACCCGUCCCGCCCAGCCUCACCAUCAAGGAAGAGAGUGAAGAAGAGGAAGAGGAGGUGGACGAAGGAGGUCUUGAACAGAGAGACAUCGAACUGGUGAUGGCUCAGGCCAAUGUGUCACGAGCCAAGGCCGUCCGUGCACUGAAACACAACAAGAAUGACAUUGUGAAUGCUAUCAUGGAGCUGACCAUGUGAGUGAGACCUGAGAAAAAGAAGAAACUAUUCCUGACUCUCUUAUUCCAGCCUAUAAAGCCUAAACACCAGUGACUCCUCUGUAUCGCUGCUGCUGUAUGUUGCAUCCCCAGUAACUGCUAAAUAAAGUCUGUUCCAGCGUGG
Messenger RNA from Melanotaenia boesemani (Boeseman's rainbowfish), 6991 nucleotides. It is a transcript of the gene nacad, whose product is annotated as NAC alpha domain containing. Lineage: Eukaryota; Metazoa; Chordata; Actinopteri; Atheriniformes; Melanotaeniidae. The record is from RefSeq and is a predicted model, not a curated record. The transcript has 10 exons. Gene Ontology annotation, biological process: protein targeting to membrane. The coding region runs from base 266 to 6850 and encodes 2194 amino acids. Gene Ontology annotation, cellular component: nascent polypeptide-associated complex; cytoplasm.